This is a messenger RNA of Egretta garzetta (little egret), 2733 nucleotides long. RefSeq lists its product as uncharacterized. The transcript is spliced from 6 exons. Bases 182 to 619 code for a protein of 145 amino acids. The record is from RefSeq and is a predicted model, not a curated record. NCBI's taxonomy places the organism in Eukaryota, Metazoa, Chordata, Aves, Pelecaniformes, Ardeidae.
CAGUCUGGUUCAGCCAGUAAGCAGCUCAGCAAAUGAUAAGUGCAGCAGGGUCAGGCUUUUGAGAUCUUUUGCCCUCAGGGGGUAACGAUCACAGCUGCUUUGCUGUGGCGACAGUGACCUGGGGAUUAUUUCAGGUUCAUUUUCUGUUGGUUUUCCCCUUUGCCAGAUACAAAAGGAAACAAUGAAGAUGUGUAAGACAGUACCUGUGUUCAUUCUGUUGUUUACAGGAUAUAUUUGUAACAACAGGGAUGUUGCUGCAAACACCACAACAUCAUCAUAUAGUGUCUCACCUGCUUCCAGUGUCACGCAAGCUCCUGAAUUAGAAACACCACAACAUGGGAACAAUCACAUUCCAGAAAAUCAUCCAUUGGCAGCUCCAACAGUGGCAGGAAUCAGCAUUUCCUUUGUGUUCAUUUGUAUGCUUAUAACUAUUGGUAUUUGCUGUGCACAGAGAAAAUCAAAGGGAUUUUCAGCUGAAAGUAAUUCUGCCCCCUCUGGUGAACCUGAAGUCUCCUUAAAGAAAAUUUCAACACAUGAGAACCAACGUAUACCUGGCAGCAGUUCUAUACCUCCAUUUAAACAAAAAGGAAAAAGAAAUUUCUGGAGGACCCUUUGCUGAAAAUUUCCAGCAGGCUGACUGUGACAUUUUGUAGCUACCUCCAACAGGAAUUCUGAAAGUUUAAUAGUACAGGCUGAGCAGGUAAACAUUGAGAUGUAUAAGUAAUGUAGAAAAUUUUCUGUGUUUCACAUACUCUGGUUACCAUAGUUGUUGAGUAUAUGUACGCAGUCAUGAAUUUACUGAGGAGGUAGCCUCCUGUCCAGUUGUCAGAAUUCUUCUGAGUUGAACUGUGGGACAUGGAUUUUGACUAACUUAAUGAAGUCUGUUCCACGACAAACAUUACCAGGGAUUGUGCUGUGUCUCAAUAAUUGCUCUCUGAGCAAAAAAGUGGAUUCUUUCAGGUAUCUACAAAAAUGAGAGAUGAGGUGUAGAAUGCUACUAGCCGUGUGAAACUGCAGAUGAUGCCAGUAAAUGUGCAAGAAUAUAUCAGCCCUAGAGACUGUGCUGUGGUCAAGGUCUGGAAAAUCCUGGGUUCUGAGAAAGAUCAUCAGGGAAAGUAUGUCUUAUGAAAGACAACACCAGGAAAAAGUCAACUCUAUGAAACAAAACAAAGUCCAGCUCCCUCUCUUCUGUACAGAAUAUAGAAUGAUCACUGCUGUUAGCAGUGACUAAAAAUAUGCAGAGAAAUCAAAUCUGUUUAGUCGGUAAGUGCCUGUAACAGGCUUCCGGAUACAUAGCUACUACUAACAGAGCAUCCUGGGAUAGCAUUAAACUACAGCAAUCUAGUGUUAACAGACAGUAAAUAGUGGUAGAUGCUGUGCUUUAAGUGUGAAUCACAAAGUGUAAACUAGCCACUGUUUUCUAAGAAAAAAAAGUAUUUUGACAUUGUUUCUUCCCUCAUUUGCAACAGUUGUCAAAAACCUAAUCAUCACACAAAGACCACUUCUUCAUCUAGCACAGGUCCUGUAAUGUUCUGCAGUACUAGUGUCGACGUGGACUGGUGUUAAGCAGCUGUGUGUCCUUCCUAGAUGUCAGCCAUACCGCUUCGUGCCUCUCAGAGGCAAAGCCCUGAGCAUUCAGGAGGUUUCAGAAGCUGAUGACUUCUGAAACAAAUUAAUUUUAAUUGUAACUGUAGGCCAAACUGUGCAAAAUUUUCUCACAUCGGUAAUCCACUGGAGUCAUCAAGACCAUUCACAUGAGCAAUUUACUGAGCUGCAUUUUUCUUGCUCUGCGCUGUAGAUAUUGUGCUGCUAUUUUCUUCUCCUGUACAACUUCUUUACAUUUAAAACUCUAAUUUUAGAUCUCAUUUGUGUUAACAAAGGAAUUCCUUUUACAGUUUCAACCAGUUAGGCAUAUUCUUUCAAGGAAUAUAAUUUCACAGUUGCUUGUUAUUCCAAGCUUGCAAGUGCCUUCUGACAGUAAAAAGUUGAUCUGGGAUUCUCACUUAGAAGAAGUAAGCAUAGAUCCAGUGCCUGCAAGUUAUAUCAAAUGAGAAGCGCUGUCUGAAGAAAAAAAAAAAAUCUACCAUCUUCUACAGAUUUGCAGUUUCAGCAGCAGAUGGCUGAGAUACAGCAGGGUCUGGGUGUAUGAAUAGCGACAUUGUUAUUCAUCCAUCAGCCUCAUUACACCUAGGCAGGCUGUCUGUGCCCUGUUAUAGGCACCCUAUUGUAACCCGAGAAUACGUUUUGAUCAAGAUGUAUAAUCCUGGCAUUAAAUAAGUACAUUUUAAAAUGGGAUUAUUGUGAGGAUGAUUAACGUGACAUCCCAAAGUCUGAUCCUACUGUGAUUAGAAGAGUGAAUUCAGCCCCACUGCAUUUUGAAUCUUAGCACCUUGAGACAUGCUAGUGAAGGCUGGAUUUGCUUUCUUAUCUGCAUAUUGAAUUUCACGACCAAUGAUAGACCCUAAUGAUAGAAAAGUAGUCUGUAAUUAUUGGAAAGAUUCUCAUUAAAAUAAUGACCUUGCAAAAAGCAAAAAAGGAAGUAUCAACGUCUUUGAAGUGCAUGGAUUCAGUACUAGACAAAGGAAGUUAUGGCUAGCUUUAAUUUGGGAACUGAAAUGGCAAUAGGGAACGUAUACAACUGGAAUUAGGGCAUGGCAUGUUUAAGGUUUUCAAAGAUUAAAAAUAUAUUCUGUUCAGGAUUUGCAUUUUUAUACAAUCAGGCAAGAUGUAGAG